GGCCUCAGCUCCCGUUGCUGCGCGGCCCCCGGCUAGAGCCCUGCCCGUGCCCUGCCCGGCUGCGGGAAAUCCUGCCCCGCGCUGUGGCCAUUGAAAUAACUCCGGGAAGCGGUUCCCUUCCAUCACUGGCCUCUGUCUGACGUUGGUUACGGUUCAUGCCGCCUGCCGGUUCCCUGAUACCGAAUGGCGUGUUAUUUAUACCUAGCACGAGACUCUGUGGUGGCUACAGGAAAGCGAUGCAACCUUCCCUGGCAGGUGCUAGUGUCAGAGGCUUAUGCCAGAUUUUCUGGUGCUCCAGUGAAAGUGAAUGCUAUUGAUAACUCAUGGAGAGCUCCAAAAGGAGAUGUGCCAGUGUUGAUAUCAGAAGACACAGUUAUUGCUCAGCCAGCAAAAAUACUAAACUUCUUAAGAAAACAGAAGUACAAUGCUGAUUAUGAACUAUCUGCAAAACAAGGAGCUGACACACUGGCAUACAUUGCACUGCUUGAAGAAAAACUGCUUCCUGCUGUGCUGCACACGUUCUGGGUCGAGGCAGAAAAUUACUGUACUGUGACAAAGCCGUGGUUUGCUUCAAGGAUUCCAUUUCCAUUGAGUUUGUAUCUACCUGGGAAGAUGUCCAGGGAAGCACUUAACAGGAUCCUGCUGACGAGGGGAGAGCCUCCACUAUACAGUUUGAGUGAAGUAGAAGCACGGAUAUACAGAGAUGCCAAGGAGUGCCUAAAUCUUCUAUCAAACAGAUUGGGAACAUCUCAGUUUUUCUUUGGAAAUAUGCCUACAACCUUAGAUGCCUUUGUAUUUGGUUUUCUCGCACCUCUUUAUAAAGUGCACUUCCCUAGAGUCCAAUUACAAGAGCACUUGAAACAGCUUUCCAACCUGUGUCGCUUCUGUGAUGACAUCCUGAGUGGCUACUUUAGACUUAACGUUACAGGCUUCUCUCCAUCUGGACAGGAUACGGUAGAUGCAAAUCUACAGAAACUCACACAGCUUGUAAAUAAGGAAUCCAACUUGAUUGAAAAGAUGGAUGACAACCUUCGUAAGAGUCCUCAACAUCCCCCUCGGAAGUUGACAACACUCAAACUUAGUGCAGCAGGAGAUGAAAGCAGUUCAUUGAAUCGCUUGUCGCCCUGACAGCCUGUGUUGCCAUGUACGUGUGUUUGCCUUCAAGUAAUCUGAACUUCACAGUAAUUCUUUACAUAAAUGUGGUCUGACAAGGGGAUGAAUCACUAAAUAUGGUAUAAAACCAAUAAAACAUCCCAUGCUGUCUAUUCCUAUAGUCCAGUGAACUAACACUAAGUUAAACAAUGUACUGUAUGAAAUUGCCUUAACUUCUGGAGAUUUCUGCCUUUUAGGCUAGCACAUUUGUCGACUAAGAUUUCAUUUUACUUUUAAGAUUUUUGGUUUUACUGUAACCAUGUUAGAGGUUGACCAGGUUGCUAUACACUAGUGUAGCUACUUAAUCAUCACUUCUAGCAGUUUUCUAGAUUUUAGCAGAUUACCAAAUUCAGUUCUAAAAUGGGUAGGCAAUGAAAGAUUAUCUUUGAUGGCAGACAAGAACUGAAAGUAAUGAGGGGUGUUGGCCAUUUGUUAAUGUGCUUUCACAAAUAAUGUAUUGUGUAUGUCUUAUAUUUUAAGAGUAUGUAUCUUUUAAAAGUCACAUUGCACUGCUAGGAGGCACAGUGACCAAAUGUACUAGAACAUCACCUCUGAACCUUUAUUGAGAUCUGGCCUUAGUCAAACAAGUUUCAUCAGCCUACUGGAUAGCCAUGCUACAAAAUCACAGCACAAACUAUAGUAUAAAAAGAUUGGCAGUGUUGGUUCAACAAAGGCAAAAGACCAGACUAGCUGGUCUGGACUGAAGUGCAUUGGUUAGGGUUGUGUGAAGAAGCUUGCACAGGCCUUUUUACUUUAUACUGCCGGCCAGUCUCUAACAAGUCAUCAGUGUCUCACUUUUAUAAGCACUAUAAUUCACCCAAAAACUAAAACAAAAGCCAUCUAAUCUUAUUCCUUGAUCAAGUCCUUGAGAGCGUCAUACUGCAGAUUCUUCAUUGAAUUGUUAAAAGAGAUGCACAUGUAAUUAUGUUUCCUCUUAGCAGCACUGUCAGUUCUAGAAAUCCAGAUAAUUCUGAAAUGUUAUGUUGACAGAUGCUUUAUUAAUGAUAUCAUCAGAUUACUAAAAAUGCUCAGCCAAAAUGGGAGCUGCUUUUCGUCAAGUGUUAAUUCAAGAUUUCAUCUUAGAUAGAGAUGAUGCAGACGGGUAUAUGUGCAAGAUUACUGCUAACUUUAUUUGCCAAGUCAAACUAAGAAAUCUCUUGACAUUUUUCCUCUCAACUAUUUCCAAUGUUCAAUAUAUGUAGAUAAACUAUUUAUACAGACAAGACUGUGGGUUGUGUAAAUACUGUACUUUAUUUGAUCAGCAAGGAAUGUAAUCUUAACUUUAACAUAUCUUGUUAUUUAUAAAUAAAAUGUUGGGUCUCCAGUGGACACGUGGAAAUAACUUUGUUACAUGCUACUUCUAGAAUGUUUUAGCAAUUUGAGACAUACUGAAACCACACACAAUAAUUGAAUAAAAUAACUUUCAUGUACAUCCCUAGGGUUGAAUUUUUUUUUAUUGUCUGCAUCUUGAUGAGAUUUAGAAUGAGAUCAUGUUGCAUAAUUUCUCCAAAGUUCUUUCAUAAUCUAACAAAUGUAAUUGUGAAGAAAAGUAUAACUUGAUUAGUCUGUUUUGUGAAUAUGCAUGUUUUCCCUUUAAAACUUUAUUUUGUAAAAUAGUUGAUCUCUUGCUUUGAGAUUAAAGGGGUUUUUGAAGCACUUCUUAUUCAGAACUAAAAGUUUGUGUUUGAGGUAAAGUUUCCUAUGGAAGGGUUUGCAUAUGAUCUAUGAAACACUUCUACAGAGUAAUGAAAGGGAAGCUUAACUGGCAGUUGGUAGAACAAGAGGGAUCACGAUAGGUGGAUUUGUAUAUUACGUCAUAGAUUUUGUUUAAAUUUAAAUUAUAAGCUUUUUUGAAUAAUUUAUUUUUUUUAUAUUAAAUAUAUAUAUAUUAUCAAGACUCCUCCAAUCUGAUUAAAUCUGAGUACUCUUAUUGUUAGAACCCCUUUGGCCAGACUGCAAUCAAGCCCCAUUUAGUCUUAAUUUAACAAUUAGUUAAUAUUAAUAUUAAGGGUUUGUAUUUAGUGACUACUCAUUCCAGUCAGUGGCCAAUUGUUGUUAAAUCUUUUGUGCAGACCAAUAUUUAAACAAUGUAACUCAAAUGUAAAAAUAAACUUUAUGUGGAAAUCUUAA
Trachemys scripta elegans is the source of this 3282-nucleotide messenger RNA. It is a transcript of the gene MTX3, whose product is annotated as metaxin 3. Gene Ontology annotation, cellular component: SAM complex. NCBI's taxonomy places the organism in Eukaryota, Metazoa, Chordata, Testudines, Emydidae. The record is from RefSeq and is a predicted model, not a curated record. The transcript is spliced from 10 exons. Gene Ontology annotation, biological process: mitochondrion organization. Bases 184 to 1128 code for a protein of 314 amino acids.